AUGUCUCCUUUGAAUCAGCCUGAUUUCGAAGUCCGAUCCGUCUCUUAUCUCCGCGAUGCAAGGUCUCAGUUGCAGGCGUCCCAGCGGCGGAUUUCACAGCCACCUUCGUCUCGCGAAGGAGACACAGGUCAUAACCGAUCAGUAUCCCUUAGACAGUCUCCCUUCAGACCUUAUCCGCAGACUGCCGAGAGUUCAGCAAGACGCGGUACUGAAAGGUUCAAGAAUACGAAUCCCUCCAUUGACCUCGCCGGAAAAUUGGCAAGAAAGGAAAACUAUGCCCAAGCGAUGCCCAAGCAGUAUAAAUCGCUGAAGGCCAUUGCUUGCCAAGAUCAGGUACACUAUCGAAUCAAUCGUCCCAUUAUGUCCUAUCAUUGGGAUGUCACUGAACAACGGCUUUAUACCCGGCGCACAGAAACUGAAAGGGCAUUCCCUCCUGCCGAGUCGUAUCAGCACGCCUGGGAGUUCUUGAAACCGCUGAUGGAAGGAGCUUGUCCGAUACAUAUACAAGCCAUGAUUGAUCGCCUUGGAGGUCUCAAGGAAGACUCGCCGAUUCUGCUUACACAGAAUAUCGGAGAGGCAACUGAAGUUCUCAACAACGCGUUGAAAGAUGCCCGCCGAGAGAUCAGAAGAGCCAUCUCGUCGAACGUCAGUCAGUGGAUCGCGCAGUACAACGAAGCAAAUCCAUCGAACAGAGUCAUCGUGACUCCAAGCUACGGGUACAGAUGCCUCUCGAUCGAUCGGCAAGGGAAUACUUUCACCACGGAAGUCAGCGUGAACUACCUGUUGAGCAACUCAGGGGGAGCCGUGGGACCUACGAUGACGUGCAGUCAAAGUGUACUCGUCACUGUGUAUCGCAUCGGCAGGGGUGCCUCUCAAGCCAGCUCCGGCUUCACGGAUAGAGAAACCUCUGGCUCGAGCGGACCUUCUCAUACUGAGUCUCUUCUUCAUGGCGUCUCAGACUACGGUCCUAUGGAAUGCGACAAGAAUCCAUACGCAAUCGUUUAUAGUAGCCCGAUCGAGAGAUACAAAUCUGACGGAACUUCCGAUGGCCCGAUCCUGUUGCGUCAGGCUUGUAUACAUCGUUCAAAGAGCACGGUGGUAACCAUACGGUAUCUGUGGAGAAUCCUAUUCAAGGUUCCCAAAAUCCAUAGGUUUGAGCGGCAGAAAGGCAAGAAUCUGUGCAACCACAUCAAACACGCCACGUUCAUCGCUUCGCCGCCUUAUGCCCGGUCCGAGAAGCUUCCCACAGCCGUCACCAUGACUGAGAAUCUCGUCAACGCGAUCACCAAGAUGAAUACAACGACUUCUAACGACAAGAUUCGGACCGGAUCCAAAAAGAGUUCCGGCCAGCGGUGGAGUGCUAGGGUGGACGACGAGCAACGGGUUGUCACUCAAACUGGAGACCCAAUUCAACAAGAUUUUGUGAAAUUGAUGGCCAAGCAGUUUGACGGAUUAUCGCCCAAGCUUGAGGCAUUUUGCUCGGAUAUGGGUUCCACUGCGACUUUUGAUGGCUUGAGGGCACGAUAUACUGAGGGCUUCAAUGACAGACGGGAGGCUUGGAUCGAUGAGCUAGAUACAGUGAUAUCCACGCUGCGGAAUAUUCAAGACAAUGACAGAAGUUUCUUGUCUCAGUGGAGAUUAGGCUUCGAUACAGUGGGAGAGAAGACUUGCCAACUUUCUAUCCAAGCAACUGAGCUUCGACUAUACUGGAUCCGAGAAUCUCCUACCCCUAGCAUAAGGGCGGAAUAUUCCGUCGUUGUCACUUUUCUCGAAGAGCGACCGGGUAGUUCGGGUAAUCUGAAGAAAGGUCAUUCACGAUCGGUGAAAGAAGCUUUCUCUUACUCAGAUAUGCCCGGACACGGAGAGUUGAAGAGCACGUACGCUUGCCAGUGGCCGAUAAAUCUCCUGAAUUUUGGAGAGGUUCUUUCAUAUGCUAGAGCUCCUCAUCGAUCGAUGCCGUUCGAUACCGAUAGGAGUACCAACAUGUCUCAAACCGUUGAGAUGGGUAGUUCAUCUUGCAUUUCACUCAUUCCGAAGACGGUCGACAAUUCAUCAUUGAUGACAGGCCCUAGUCAGAUCGAUGCCCCUCUUAGCGUCCGAAGAAGGGAUCGGAACAAUAAUGUUUCGUAUCUGAGUCAUGAAACUGGAUCGAGCGGUUAG
This is a messenger RNA of Filobasidium floriforme, 2160 nucleotides long. RefSeq lists its product as uncharacterized. Lineage: Eukaryota; Fungi; Basidiomycota; Tremellomycetes; Filobasidiales; Filobasidiaceae. The record is from RefSeq and is a predicted model, not a curated record. The coding region runs from base 1 to 2160 and encodes 719 amino acids. The transcript is spliced from 7 exons.